AUGAACUCCGUCAACGAUUUCAGCACCGGGUGGCAGACUGUGUCUGAAGCAGCUAUGGAAGCAAAACUAUGGGACAUAGCCGAGGUCUUGAUCGAGCCUCCACCACAACCGGGCCAGGAGAACGGAACACAAUUAAGGUCCGCUUCCGACACUUCUCAGACGGAGCCCUUCGUGCGCGAAAGACCUCCCCAUAGCGAAAUCAACGCUGACGAAGACGCGCAUUCGAAGAGCAAUCGUACGGCAAAUAUGGAACAAAUGCGCCCCAAUGAAUCCGAGAGGCAUAACAAAGGGGAGCGGAGGAAUGAGCGUGACGAAUGGCUCCCUCCAGCUCCAUCGCGGGUUUCAGAAGCGUUGGAUAUCCUCCAGGAUCGAGAACUGCUCGUAUGGGCCCGUAACGAUGUCGACUCUCCCGCUCUUGCAACCCGUCAAGAUGCUGUUAUCGUCUCCGGACAAAGUGAUGGGUACGUCCUUGCUCGCGCGGCAGGCGGAGGCGGCAUGAUGUUCAGCUACUUGAGGCAUGCCAAGGCGCGCUCGGAGUUCCCUGGGCAUAGCGUUCGUGGCAGCAUCGGCAGCCCGGAGGUGGCCAGGCAAACCGUUGCCUGGAAUUGCUGGAGAGCUUCCUCGAAGUGA
This is a messenger RNA of Punctularia strigosozonata HHB-11173 SS5, 630 nucleotides long. RefSeq lists its product as uncharacterized. The record is from RefSeq and is a predicted model, not a curated record. The transcript has 4 exons. The coding region runs from base 1 to 630 and encodes 209 amino acids. Lineage: Eukaryota; Fungi; Basidiomycota; Agaricomycetes; Corticiales; Punctulariaceae.